AUGCUUGCAAACCAAAAAGAGCAAAUAGGUGGGAGGUCUGAGACUCUUCGACUGUCAGCUUUUUUGGCCGACAGCCUUUCUGUCGGGUGUUUAAAGGGGUUUAGGCAUUUUGAAGUAUAUUUGAGAGGUCGGGAGGAGUUGUUAUUACGUGUUUACAUUGAUGACCAAAGACGAAAUUCGACUGAAGAAAGCAGUAGACUGAAAUAUAACUCUUUAUCGCUUGCAAAAUUUCAGUUUCAUAAAUGGACUCUUAAAAAUAGACUUAGUAACGGAUCUGAUUUUUUGGAAAUGACAUUGCCACCAUCGAGUCCUUUAGACGAAGAAUUGGAAAAAGAUGAAGCAAAUCAUGUUUUCCUAAUAGCUGGAUAUGCAAGAUAUAAAUGUCCAUAUGUUUGGUUGAGAUCGAACCAUAAACGAUUAAUCCAACUUCAAGACGAUCAAAAAUUGGAAACCGAUAAUCCCUUAAAACUCGAUACUAUAGCAGCGUGGAAAACUCAAGAUAUAAAGUUAUGGGAAAUAAUUGCAGAAGUAAUAACAUUGAGUCUAUCACCACCACCAGAAAAUCCAUUUGAAAUAAAUCAUUCAUACUAUGAUACAUUACCGCUUGAAGAAUGUGCAGUAAGUACAGGUGCUAUGGUUGAUUUUCUUCAAAAAGUCUAUUUAAAGGAUACGUUCUAUGCUGACAAAGUUUUUGAAGAUAUAAAAAUAUUACAACAACGACAUUUUGCGGCGUUUGAUGAAAUGAAUGAAGCGUUAAACUCCAACGCGUUAGAAAAAUCAAAUCCCUCAUCAGGUGUAUCAGCUACAAAUUGA
This is a messenger RNA of Racocetra persica, 813 nucleotides long. NCBI's taxonomy places the organism in Eukaryota, Fungi, Glomeromycota, Glomeromycetes, Diversisporales, Gigasporaceae. The record is from the annotation of a GenBank genome assembly.